Echinops telfairi (small Madagascar hedgehog) is the source of this 1943-nucleotide messenger RNA. RefSeq names its product cyclin dependent kinase inhibitor 2C (gene CDKN2C). Gene Ontology annotation, cellular component: nucleus. Lineage: Eukaryota; Metazoa; Chordata; Mammalia; Afrosoricida; Tenrecidae. Gene Ontology annotation, molecular function: cyclin-dependent protein serine/threonine kinase inhibitor activity; protein kinase binding. The record is from RefSeq and is a predicted model, not a curated record. Gene Ontology annotation, biological process: regulation of cyclin-dependent protein serine/threonine kinase activity; negative regulation of cell population proliferation. The transcript has 3 exons. Bases 195 to 701 code for a protein of 168 amino acids.
CCCGCUUGCUGUGGGCGAUCGUCUUUAACCCCCGCGAGCACGUCAGCCUCCAGCCACCGCGGCGCUCGCCCUGCAGGAGGACUCCGGGACGAGCCCUUCCGCGACGGAUGGAGACCGAGCCCCGCCGAGGACCUGCCCCCGAAGGUCUGGCGUCCGCAGCUCAAGUCACCACUGUGACCAAGGGACCCUAAAGAAUGGCCGAGCCUUGGGGGAACGAGUUGGCGUCCGCAGCUGCCAGGGGGGACCUAGAGCAACUUACUAGUUUGUUGCAAAAUAAUGUAAACGUCAAUGCACAAAAUGGAUUUGGAAGGACGGCGCUGCAGGUUAUGAAACUUGGAAAUCCUGAGAUUGCCAGGAGACUACUGCUUAGAGGUGCUAAUCCCGAUUUGAGAGACCAAACUGGUUUCGCUGUCAUUCACGAUGCAGCCAGAGCAGGUUUCCUGGACACAUUACAGACUUUGCUGGAGUUUCAAGCUGAUGUUAACAUCGAGGAUAAUGAGGGGAACCUGGCCUUACACUUGGCUGCCAAAGAAGGCCACCUCCAGGUGGUGGAGUUCCUGGUGAAGCACACGGCCAGCAAUGUGGGGCAUCGGAACCAUGAGGGGGACACCGCUUGCGAUUUGGCCAGGCUCUACCGGAGGAAUGAGGUGGUUAGCCUCAUGGAGGGAUGUGGGGCCGGGGGAGCUCCAAAUCCCCAGUGAAUGUGAGGAAAGCUCUCCCACAAUGGGUCCACUUUUUCAGUUAAUUGGUUUGGUUGGCUGUCCUCACCAUUUUUAAUAUUUGUUAAAAUCCAGCUUUGUCCUAUUUUAAGCAUCUAGUUAAGUCUUUUGAAACUGCAUAAGCAAAAAUCUUACAAGUCUAUGAAUAUAUUUAAGCAACAUUUUUUUACACCUGCAAAAGCCUUAGUUCUAACAUGUAAUUGAAAACAGCUUUGGCUUUCUUAUGAAAAUUUUAUCUUUCCUUGACUUUUUCCUAGCUUUGUCCUUUAUCACACAUAAUACCCAACUUGGAUACUUUGUUUUAAAACAUGGUUUAUCCUGUGCUUCUUUUGCCUAAUUAAAACACUUUCCAAACAGAACAAUGUUUUUCUGUGAUUUCCACUCCUCUGUAACCCUCUCUGUGGGAGAAAGACGUGGCUCUCUGCUUCCUUAAAGACUAGGCUGGGGAAUCCUCUGGGCAGUUUACUUUGUCCUCUAGGGUCACUAAUGAGUUGAAAUGUACUCAAAGUCAUUUUACAAUUUGCCACUUGACAAUGAAAACUGUAUUAAAAAGUUCAGGGUAUUUUAAGCCUUGACAUUUGAAAAACCAGAUCAGUUGUAAAAUCAGACAUUCUAAUGACUUUGUCUCUUCUUUUGCUUCCCACACCCCCAACACAAAAUAUUUUACACAAUAUUUCUGCUUAAAACAAUAAUCACUGCAUAUGUUUGAAGCUCAAAUGUAAGAGUAUUUCAGUGUGAAUUUCUCUUAAUGUUAAUUUUUUCUUAAAUAGUUGAAGAACAAGUUUCUUAAGUAGGCAUCUAAAAAUAAAUGUUCUAAAAACGUUUUUUAAAAAUGCUACCUUAAAAGUGUUUCCUGUGAGUUAUCUUUUCAAGCAUCACAAAAUAAAACAAUUGGUUAAAUGAUACAUUUUCCAAAAUUGUACCAGAAGGAUAUUAAAUGUAACACUUUUUCUCCCUGAAUGUUAAAAAUGUAACAUCACAAAAUGUACAAGUAUUAAGAUAUACUACAGCUACCAUUUUAGGGGACAAAAAGCUUAGCUGGAAAAAUGUAUAAAUCACAAUUCUUUUAGGGACUGUAGUGAUAAAUACAGAAAGUUGCAGUAUGUAAAUAGGGCACUCCUGCAUAUGGUACUUUGAAAAUUUAAGUUCAUAAAAUCUUAGGAACAUGUCUAGCUCAAAAAAGUUUGAAACUUUUUGAAGGAAAUAAAAAUAUAAUCUUUCUAA